AUGCUGUCGUCCCCGACGGCGGCAGCGCGUCACGCGCUACGAUGUGGUGUUUCCACCAUCUCUGUGGCAUCAUCGUCUACCUCCAACACCGCGCCCCGUGGCCGAGCUAUUCACACGUCCAAGCAGCGGCCAAGUCCGCCCAUCCCGGCCGAUCAUCUCGCCAUCAAUAAUGGCCCCGCCGUUUUUGGCGCCACGACAACAACAGCAGCAGCGGCUCCCGGUCCAGGUAAACCGUCAGCACUCUCGGUCUUGCCGCUUUCGUCCAUCUUGCGCUCGCUUAUGGCCACAACCGUUUCAUCGUCGCCACUUCUUCUGGGCCCGUCCAUGGCCGUUAUGACGUUGCUUUCCCACAGCACAAACCCCUUACUGAACCCGGAUCGAAACUUCCUGCUGCGCUAUCUAUUGAAAAAAACCUUCUACGCUCAAUACUGUGCGGGCGAGAACGAGCGCGAGGUGCGGCAAACGGUUAACAACUUGAAGAGCAUCGGUUUCCGCGGUGUGAUUUUGGGAUACGCCAAGGAGGUUGUGCUCAAGGACGAAGAGAAGAAGAAUCUCGAUACGUUUGAUGGUUCAAACCGGCUUGAAGCCACGGCGAGCGAGAUCCGCUCGUGGGCCGAGGGCACUCUCGAGACAGUGCGGCUAACGUCGGCCGGCGACUUUGUGGCCCUCAAGUUCUCGGGCGCCGGCAUUCAGGCACUGCACAACCUAUCGAAACAGCUCCCUCCGUCGCCAGCGCUUGCCGAUGCCAUCGACCGCAUCUGCCAGCUGGCGGUUGAGCGCAAGGUGCGUCUGCUGUUUGACGCUGAGCAGCAGGCUGUGCAGGCAGGCAUUGACGACUGGACCAUGACGUACAUGCGCAAGUACAAUACGCCCGAGCAAGCCUUUAUUUACGGUACAUAUCAGGCCUACCUCAAGGCCACGGGCGCCGUUCUGUCACAGCACCUACGCAUGGCCCGUGAGGGCGGAUUCGCGCUGGGCGUCAAACUCGUACGAGGCGCGUACCUGGGCUCGGACCCGCGCCAUUUGAUCCACGACACUAAGGAGGACACCGACCGCGCAUACGAUGGCAUGGCGGAGGGGCUGCUGCGACGGGAGUGGACGGCACCUCUGGUGCCGGGAACGGGAACGAACGAUGAAGCAUUCCCGGUCGUGGGACUCGUGGUGGCGUCGCACAACGCGGCCAGCGUGGAGCAUGUACAGGCACUGCUGGUGUCGGGAAUGGCCAAGACGACGGACGUGGCCUUUGGGCAGCUGCAGGGCAUGGCCGACGAGAUCAGCUGCCGGCUGGUGCUGGACGACACGAUUGCGCAGCAGCAGCCGGACACAACGGUGCCGCCCCUUCAGGUGUACAAGUAUCUGGUGUGGGGCACGACGGGCGAGUGCAUGAAGUACCUGCUGCGGCGGGCGCACGAGAACCGGGACGCGGUGCGGCGGACCAAGUGCAGCAGGGACGCUAUGAUGGCGGAGUUGUUGCGGCGGUGCAAGGCUGUUUUUACACGGAGGGCCUAG
Sporothrix brasiliensis 5110 is the source of this 1509-nucleotide messenger RNA. Its product is annotated as proline oxidase PrnD. The transcript has a single exon. Gene Ontology annotation, cellular component: mitochondrion. Gene Ontology annotation, molecular function: proline dehydrogenase activity; FAD binding. NCBI's taxonomy places the organism in Eukaryota, Fungi, Ascomycota, Sordariomycetes, Ophiostomatales, Ophiostomataceae. The record is from RefSeq and is a predicted model, not a curated record. Bases 1 to 1509 code for a protein of 502 amino acids.